CCCCUUCGUUGUUACCAGACAACAAAAACAAACAACACAGCAGCAGCAGCCACGCCUCCCACCAUAGUCCAGCGCCAGCACAUCCAUUCACUCUUUCACAUACCCGUUGUAAAAUGGCUGACGCGACAAACGUGGGCGCCUCCAAGCCGGAGGAGACCAAGGUGGAGGACACUGGCAACAAGGUCGACGCGCCACCUGCAUCUGAGACACCAGCCCAGGCUGACCAGGCCCUGCCCGUCGAGGCCCCGGCUGAGCCUUCACCGGCUGCCACCGCCACCGCCACCGAGGAGAAAGCCACCACGGCUGAGGCGCCCAAGGAGGACGCUGCUGGUGCUACCGAGUCUGCCGCUCCCGCUCCCGCUCCCGCUCCCGCUCCCGCUCCGGUGGCUACGGAGGCUAAGGCGGAUGAAGCCAAGCCCGCCGAGGAGGACAAGAAGGAGGCAUCCAAGGGCGAGGUUGAGGGUGACACCGAGACCAAGCCCGCCGCUGACGAGGCUGCUGCGGCCACCGAGAAGGAGCCCGCGGCCGCGGCCAAAGAAGCGACCCCAAAGAAGACCCCCUUCGAGGAGUUUGACGCUAAGGUCGCCGAGAUCGUGGGUGAGGUCGGUCACGAUGAGAUGUGGGGGGUCAAGCUUGUCACUCCUGCCGCGUCCCACGUCCCCACCCAGAUCGUCAUCCAGAAGUUCCUCAAUGCCAAUGACGGCGACCUGGCCAAGGCGAUUGACCAAUUCAAGGGCGCGCUCAAGUUCCGCAAGGAUAAGCAGCCCCUCGAGCUGAUGAAGAAGUCUUUCAGCUCCGCCAAGUUUGCCGAUCUUGGUGCUGUCACGGUGUACCCCGUCAAGGACAGCAGUCUGCCCGAGGUCUUCACAUGGAACCUGUACGGAAAUGUGAAGGGGAAGAUCGAGGAGGCAUUCACACCACUAGAUGAGUUCAUGGACUACCGGAUCGCCCUGCAGGAGCUCGGCAUCCAACAGCUCAAGCUCUCGGAGGCAACUGAGCCAAUCACUGCCGAGAAUGAUCCCUACAAGAUCAUGCAGGUGCACGACUACAAGAAUGUGUCGUUCUUGCGCCGUCCUCCAGCGGUCAAGGCCGCCAGUGAUGAAGUGAUCAAGAAGUUUUCUCUGGCAUACCCUGAGCUGCUGAAGGCAAGACCCCAAUCCGCCAUCAAAUUCUUCGUCAACGUCCCUGCCGUCAUGGGCUGGAUGUAUGCAGUCAUCAAAGUGUUCAUCGCCCCGAAGACGGCCAAGAAAUUCCACCCAAUGGCCAACGGCGCCAACCUGGCUGCUGAGUUCAAGACCAGCGGGCUGGACGAGAAACAGCUGCCCAAGGAGUACGGUGGUGAGGGCGGAUCCGGUGACGGCAAGAUGAAGGAUAUCCCCGGCUUGGUCAAUGAGCUGAAGUUCGAGUAG
This is a messenger RNA of Diaporthe batatas, 1409 nucleotides long. RefSeq lists its product as uncharacterized. NCBI's taxonomy places the organism in Eukaryota, Fungi, Ascomycota, Sordariomycetes, Diaporthales, Diaporthaceae. Bases 114 to 1409 code for a protein of 431 amino acids. Gene Ontology annotation, biological process: regulation of exocytosis; Golgi to plasma membrane protein transport. Gene Ontology annotation, molecular function: phosphatidylinositol transfer activity. The record is from RefSeq and is a predicted model, not a curated record. Gene Ontology annotation, cellular component: plasma membrane; cortical endoplasmic reticulum; cytosol. The transcript is spliced from 3 exons.